UAGAGGGUUCGUGGGCGAAUGGUUCUGGCAUCAUGUCUGAGUCACAAACCCUAACAAGAAAAAAGAUGGCUCAGUUUCAGAAGGCUCUUCUCAUUCUUUGCACACUAAUGUUCUCCACUGUUAUCAUCCCACCCAAGUCCUUGGUGGCUGCUCGUGCACUUGCUGAAACUUCUGAAAGCAAUCAAGAGAAGCGAAGCACGUCAGAGAGUUACGUAGGUCUCACUCCCACAAAGUUCUGCGACGAAAAACAUUAUGGGAAUUGCCUGCCUCGGAGGCCUUCAGUACCACAAAGCCGGUGCUCCAUUUAUAACAGGUGCCGCAGCGGCGGCCGGACACCUAAAGUUCCACCUCCGCCGCCUCUUUAGAUCAGUACCAUCUCCUUGAAGGAUGAAAAUAUAUAUAGUAGCUUCAGCUAAUGCUAUUUUAGUAAAUAUGGUAUCAUGUGGUUAAUUAAGAGAAAGCUAAGGGCCGACGAGGUUCUUGUUGGGUUUCGUGAGUAGCUCGAUAUGAAGACUUAUAAUAAUUUUCAGUGUACUUUCACAACGAUAGAUAUCAGUUCUUACUUCAUGUGUUGUGA
This is a messenger RNA of Macadamia integrifolia, 577 nucleotides long. RefSeq lists its product as uncharacterized. The record is from RefSeq and is a predicted model, not a curated record. NCBI's taxonomy places the organism in Eukaryota, Viridiplantae, Streptophyta, Magnoliopsida, Proteales, Proteaceae. The transcript is spliced from 2 exons. Bases 33 to 365 code for a protein of 110 amino acids.